ACAACGCUAACUUGUCAAAGUGAAUAACAAUUGGUGUUUGCAUGUCACAAUUAUUUAUUAAACUUGUACAUUAAUAAAGUUUAUUUGUUACAUUUAUUAUUAUAAUGCUAAAGGAAUUGAAUGUCGAAGGUAAAACGUACUUCUUUGAGUGCGCAGUGCAGGGAGAUGUAAUAGAAUACUUUUUGUAUGAUUCCAAUGAAAACUGGACGGCAGUGAAAACUCAGGAGGAGGUGGCUCAGACUUUGCAGUUGCUGAAUAAACGCAUCAAGUACGAUGUGGCUACAGCCUACGAUACUAUGCAAAAUACGCAACCAGAAUCAGCUAAUUGGUUGGUGAAAGAUCAUGGAGUCGACGCGUCUACUGCCAGCGAGCGUAUAUUGACACUGAAAUAUCGUGUCAAAGGUUGCCCAUUCAAGUUUGAAUGGCGUUUAAAGCGAGAAGAUAAGUCACUUACUAUCACACUGCCAGUAAACGAGGUUACCAGUUUAGUAGACCGCUUGCCAGUGCAAAUCGAAGAGCUAUUGGAAGUUUUACGGCGCAAAGAAGAUGAAAUAAUUCAGUAUCGAACAGAGUAUGGCAGUCUGCGGCGAUCAACUGUUGCCACAAACCCGUUUGAUGUUAACAAGUUUCGUGAACGUUACGCUGCAACUGAUAUGAAAGUAAAGAUAUUGCAAAAGCUUAUAGCACGUUGGCGGGUUGAGCAUGGGCAAACCGAUUCAACGCAGGCCGCAGAAAUCUCCCAAAGCAACACAU
Messenger RNA from Rhagoletis zephyria (snowberry fruit fly), 753 nucleotides. RefSeq lists its product as uncharacterized. The record is from RefSeq and is a predicted model, not a curated record. NCBI's taxonomy places the organism in Eukaryota, Metazoa, Arthropoda, Insecta, Diptera, Tephritidae.